Molecule: messenger RNA, 1692 nt
Organism: Schizosaccharomyces osmophilus
Lineage: Eukaryota; Fungi; Ascomycota; Schizosaccharomycetes; Schizosaccharomycetales; Schizosaccharomycetaceae
Product: protein with a role in clearing aggregate protein
Exons: 1
Coding region: 1-1692 (563 amino acids)
Cellular component (GO): cytosol; nucleus; mitochondrial outer membrane
Source: RefSeq, a predicted model, not a curated record
AUGUACAAUUCCUACCAAGAAGAAAGGUUACCGGCUCUUUUGUCCGUCAUCCGUGGUUUAAAUCAUAUCUUGGAUGACAAAAUGGAUGAAGCUGUCAAAAUUUUCAAUAAUGGUAAUACCUCCUUUCAUCUAAGCGGCCAGGCUGUUGUCUCUUUUAUUCAAGCUGUUUUAACCUUUGAGCCUUCUCGGUUUGGGGAAUCUCAAAAUAAAAUCGAUAUAGCCAUUAAAGCUCUUACAGAAGACAAGGAUUAUGCUUCCAAAAACAACCUUUAUCUCUGUACAUUUGAUCCUGGAAUCGAGUAUCGUGUAUCCAUUGGUCUCAUGCUCUUGUUGUCCGCCCUUAUAGGGUUUUGCUCAGAGUCCAUCGUAACAAGUGUAAAGUCAGUAUACAAGCUUCGUAAAGCCCAUGGUAUAUUUAACAAAAUAAACAAGCGUCAUUUUGAGUCCUUUACUAAGGCUUUUCAAAGCACAGAUGACAAGGAUAUCGAUACGGUGAAUGAGUAUGUACAGACGGGAACUCUUUUGUGUACGGGAUUGUUUACACUUUUGAUUUCUUUGCUUCCUCCAAAGAUGAUUACCAUUUUGAGCUUGCUAGGUUACAAGGGAGACCGGGACAUGGCUCUUAAUUAUAUGUGGAUGCCCGCACUCCAGAGACCUUCUGGAUUCUUUGCCGCAGUAGCAUUUGCAGCACUCAUUCAAUAUUACAGUGGUGCUGUGCAAUUGUGCAGUAUUUAUAGAGUUACACCGACCGAGCCUGAUGGAUGGCCCGUUCACCGUUGCUUUGAUAUUCUCUCCAAAAUUAGAGAAACUCACCCUGAGGGCCCAAUGUGGCCUUUGCAUGAAGCAAAGUUGCUUUCCAUGGUUAAGAAACAAACUGAAGCCAUUCAUGUUUUGAAUGACCUUAUGUCAAAGCCGCCGCCUAAACUUAUGCAAUUAGAAGUUUUAAUUGUAUUUGAGCACGCUCUGGAUUGUGCAUUUUCUCAUCGUUAUAACGAUGGUGCACGGAGUUUUAUGAAAUUAUCUAGCUUAAAUGAUUCUAGUGCAGGGUUAUACUCAUACUUUGCUGCCGCAUGCUUUUUGCAAGAUGUGCAAGCCAAUGCUAAUGUCGAGGCUUUAGUGAGCGCAUCUCAGCUACUUGAACCAUUGGGUAAGCUUUUAACUGAUAAGACUGCUCCUUUGGAUAUUUAUAUACGACGAAAAGUGAAGAAACUCUCCGAACGAAGAGCUAGUGUUGGCAAUGAAGGUGGAUUGGCAGAAUAUGUCGGCUUUUCUCCUUUGUAUGAACUCAUUUACGUUUGGAACGGGUUUCGACGGAUGAAUGUGGAAGAACUGUCUCAUUUUGAUGUGGAACGAGUCCAGCCUUGGCAAGAUGAAGGUGAUGAUGUUUGCCAAGCAUUAGUUAAAGCUACUUUAUGGAGAAAUUUAGGAAAACUGAAUGAAAGCAAGGUCCUUCUUCAAAAACUGUGUCAAGUUACAAAACCCACUGAAAGUUGGGCUAUCGCUUUUGCUCACUAUGAAAUGGCAGUCGUCCUUUUCGAAAUUGACUGUCUAUCUAAAAACUCUUUGAAGGAAUGUGAUAAUUUUUUGAAAGCUGCUCGUGAUUUUGGAGGUGACAAUGAAUUUGAAAGUCGGCUAACUAUUCGGGUUCAACUAGCAAGACAUGUUGUACGACAAUGCCUUCAAGAAGCCUAA